CUCUUUUGGAGCACUCCCAAAGUGAAUAUAACAUGGAGUGGACCAAGAUGGGGACCUUUUUCCUACUUUUAUUGCUUGCAUUGACAGCCCUGGCAGAGUGUCAUCGGGGCUACUACAGCAGGCGUGACAAGCGGGAGGCUUUGGUGCGCUCCAAAAGAAGGUGGGUUUUGUCGACGAUUGAAAUACAGGAGGAAGACACAGGGCCAUUUCCAAAACAAAUUUCGCAGAUGUUCAAUGACCAGACUCACCAUGAGGGGGAAAAGUACCGCAUAAGUGGAAUGGGUGUGACUGAGCCACCGCUGGGAGUGUUCGAGAUCAAUGAGAAUAACGGAGUCGUCUAUGCUCUUAGACCUGUCGACAGAGAGCAACAUAAUCUCUUCAACAUCAAGUUUGAUAUCUUGAGCAAACAGUCGGGCAAAGUAAUAGACAAGGAACUGGCUUUUAUUGUAGAAGUACUGGACAUCAAUGACAAUGCGCCGCAGUUUGAGGUCACUCAAAUGGAAGCCGAUGUGAUGGAAAAUAUGCAAGACGACUUGCCAGUGCACCUGCUGGUCAAGGACAUUGAUCAGUGGGACACACCCAACGCUGAAGUCACCAUCAGCGUGCUUUCACAGAAUCCCAAAACUCCAACGAUUACAUUGAAGCAGAUCAACAACAGAAUAGCCAAACUCACUGUUGACGGAUGUUUUGACUAUGAUAAAAUAAAGAAGUAUGAAGUCGUUGUUGGAGCAAGUGAUCAUGGAACGCCGUCCCUCUCCUCCACUGCCGUAGUUACUCUCAAUAUUGUUGACUCAAACAGUCAUCAGCCAACGUUCAAGGCUAAGGAGUACCACGGUGAGGUGAUGGAAGCAACCACCAAGAGCGAUGUUUUGAGGAUUGCAGUAGAUGACAAAGACACUCCUAACACUCCUGGCUGGCGUGCUAAAUACUACUUCAUUAAAGGGAAUGAGGGAGAAAACUACAAAAUUGAAACUGACCCUAAAACCAAUGAGGGUAUUCUGAGUGUCAUCAAGGGCAAAGAUUAUGAGAAGACAACUAAUACUACUCUGCAGAUUGGAGUGAAGAAUGAGGAGGACAUUUUUUAUUGCAAAAAUAAAGCAGCUGGGGGCACGGACCAACCUCCACCUGAACAUACAGUCAACAUCAUAAUGAAAGUGAUUGACAUCAAUGACCCCCCACAGUUUGACAUAGACAAAUCUGACGUGUACCAGCAAGAAGAGGAGGCACCCGGAAAGUUGCUUUUCACUCCCAAGGUGACAGAUGUCGACUCUGUUGUAUCCAAAAUCAGGUAUGUGCUGCUCAAGGAUCCAGCUGACUGGGUGAAGGUUGAUGAGAAAACGGGCAAAGUCACAACAACUAAGAAGAUGGACAGAGAGUCACCCUUUGUUGAUGAAAGUAACAUUUACACAGUCAUCGUCGGAGCCAUAGAUGAUGGUGAGCCUCCAGCCACAGGAACAGCCACUGUUCUGAUCCACCUCAGAGAUAUCAAUGACAACAUGCCUAGGCUGGUUAACAAAAGCAUCAUUUUAUGUGGAAACAAGGGUAACAAGGUCAUGGUGCCUGCAACAGAUGCAGAUGCCCGUCCUUACAGCGGGCCCUUCGCCUUCUCCCUGGGAAGUGAUGACAAAACACUGUCAGAGCGAUGGAAACUAGAACCUGCCUUUGGUGAGGAAUGUGGGCUUGUUAGUCGGAAGACACUUGCGUACGGUAACUAUUCAGUUCCACUGGAGAUUCAGGAUCAACAGGGCGUGAGUGGACAUGGUGCUGUGGAAGUGAUGGUGUGUGACUGUCAAAAUGGAGAUGUUUGCCGCAACAAAGAGCCUGCCACUGCCAGGCUUGGACAAGCGGCCAUAGGGCUGUUCUUUCUAGGACUUCUGCUAUUUUUGUUGCUGCUACUCGUCUUCCUGUGUCAGUGUGGAAAAAAGGACUUCAAACAUAUUCCCAUAUUGCAGGAUGAAGGCAACCAGACCCUCAUCAAGUACAACCAAGAAGGAGGGGGCUCAGAGUGCAAGAUGGAGCCCACUCUGCUCCUGACACCUACAAACGGUGUGAAUGUGACAGAUGGCAUAAAAACGGGCACCAUGAAGAUGUCUCAGACGGCUCCGGCGAUGGCCCAGUAUAUGGAAGCGUACGACAGCUCAGGGUUGACCAUGAUGAACUCCAUGACCUCAAUGGGAAUGCAGCGUCAAAGAGACACUUUGAGGAGUCAGGGCGGAGGGCAAGCCAUGUACUCUGCAUGGACAACAAGCAGAUCCAACACCUACCAGGGAAACUCGUCACAAUGCGGCCGCUCCUACAGCCUACGAUCGAGUCAUAACAUCUCAGAUCACAUCAACAGGAGACUGCACGUGAUUGAAGCAAACCAUGUAGACCACCCAGUGUACGUGCCCUACGAGUAUGGCUACGAGGGACAGGGCAGCAAAUGUCAGUCACUUGAUAAGUUGUCACUCAGCAACCUGGGAGAUGAUAUGAUGUUCCUGAAUGACCUGGGGCCAAAGUUCAAGACUUUGGGAACCAUCUGUCAUCAGACAGUUAAGGAAAAAAACAUACAGCUUUGA
Messenger RNA from Plectropomus leopardus (leopard coralgrouper), 2558 nucleotides. RefSeq names its product cadherin 26, tandem duplicate 1 (gene cdh26.1). NCBI's taxonomy places the organism in Eukaryota, Metazoa, Chordata, Actinopteri, Perciformes, Serranidae. Gene Ontology annotation, biological process: cell morphogenesis; cell-cell adhesion mediated by cadherin; homophilic cell-cell adhesion. Gene Ontology annotation, cellular component: catenin complex; plasma membrane; adherens junction. Gene Ontology annotation, molecular function: calcium ion binding; cadherin binding; beta-catenin binding. The record is from RefSeq and is a predicted model, not a curated record.